Annulohypoxylon truncatum is the source of this 1823-nucleotide messenger RNA. RefSeq names its product PCI domain-containing protein. The coding region runs from base 434 to 1723 and encodes 429 amino acids. Gene Ontology annotation, cellular component: transcription export complex 2. The record is from RefSeq and is a predicted model, not a curated record. Gene Ontology annotation, biological process: post-transcriptional tethering of RNA polymerase II gene DNA at nuclear periphery; transcription elongation by RNA polymerase II; poly(A)+ mRNA export from nucleus. Lineage: Eukaryota; Fungi; Ascomycota; Sordariomycetes; Xylariales; Hypoxylaceae. Gene Ontology annotation, molecular function: double-stranded DNA binding; RNA binding. The transcript is spliced from 4 exons.
AUAUAUUUACAAGUUGUAAAUGAUUUACCUCAAUAUUGGUGAAAUUAUCCCAUGUAAAAUACUCGAAAGUCUAGUACAGUACCUAGGUACAUUGGCCUUCUUUGGCCUGCACUUUCUUAUGAUUCCUAAUUAGGAUUAGUGAGAAGCAGACGGCUCGUCAGGUACCCAUGAAGGUCGAACUUAACCAAUUGCAGUGUGACGGACCGUUCAAGGAAUGAUUCUCACCUUGACAGUCAACUUACCAGUCUACCAAGUGUCAAAUGCAAUGAGUUGCUCAACGACUGGAACCUUCCUAAACACAAAAUGACAAUAAUAUAAUGCCCACUUCGACGACUACGAUUCUCCAUUCCUAGUUUCUUUUUUAUUGAAACUACAAAAACCUUAGGAUCACUCGGUCAUUGUCGGGCUGCUGCAGCCCCGUUACCUGCUCGUCAUGGAUUCCCUCAUCAAGGAAUUUAGAACGGCAUAUUCCGAGAUGAAAGGAGACCAACUUGCCGAAAGUCUUAAGCCGGAUGUUCAGAAUAACUCCGCCAAAUUAUUAGCAAUUUGGGGUCGAGGAAAUCUUCGAGACGCCACGUCCGACCUUAACUUCCUGUUCUCCACAGAUCCUUCCCGUCCUAGGCUCUCUAAGGAAGAGACUACCGGGUGGUUCGAGCUGUAUCUCGCCUAUUGGAAAGCCAUAGGAGAGCUGCUCGCCGUGGAAGGCCUGCGUAACGAUGCAAGGGCAUCAACUUCGUCGUGGAAGAGUGUGUAUGAGGCGUGGAGAGAAUUGACACUGCAGGUCAUACGUGGAUACACCCAUUACGAAUUCGAGAACUGGACCAUCCCGUGCCUGUAUGUGGCAGGUAAGUAUUUACGACUGUUUGCUAUCCGAGCAGACCAGGAGAAGAAGAUUGGCAAUGAUGAUGCCUCCGAUACCAUGAUGCAAGAUGAUUUCGAUCCCGAAUCUGAAGAGCAUAAGAUGCUCGAGGAUUGCACGCGACAUCUCAACAGAAUCUUUCAGACGUGUCUAAACGACAGGGCGCCGCUAGAGGAAUCACGCAAAUGGGGCAUUUACUAUGCCAUCAACCUCCUUUUCAAGAGUUACUUCAAAUUGAACUCGGCAACUCUGUCCAAGAACGUUCUGAAGGCAAUCCAGGCAGGUCGAGGAGACAUGCCGACUCUCGACAAGUUCCCGAAGUCGCAGCAGGUCACCUUCAAGUAUUACGAAGGAGUCUUGUCAUUUCUCGAGGAGAAUUACGUACAGGCCGAGCAACAUCUUACUAUGGCCUGGCACAUGUGUCACAAAGACGCCAAGCGCAAUCUCGAGUUGAUCCUAACCUAUCUAAUCCCUUGUCACCUCCUUACGACUCACACGCUGCCUAGUGCUCAGCUGCUCGAGCCGUUUCCUCGACUACAGAAGCUCUUCUUGCCGCUAGGCACAGCGAUCAAGAAGGCAGAUCUCCACGCAUUUGACGUUGCCCUACGAGAUGGUCAAGAUGAGUUCAUAAAACGUCGCAUCUACCUAACUCUGGAACGUGGCCGCGAUAUUGCGCUGAGAAAUCUACUACGAAAAGUGUUCAUCACUGGCGGCUUCGAGGAAGGAAAGGAUGGUGCUGCACCUGUUCGUCGCACAAGAAUUCCGGUGGCUGAGUUCGCUGCAGCGAUAAAGAUCAGUGGCGGUGAAGACAUUGAUACUGACGAGGUAGAAUGUCUGCUGGCCAACAUGAUCUAUAAGGUAUGAAAUAUCCUUUCUCUUCCUUAUCUUCCCCUGUCUCCGCUUCUUAUUCCACUCCCUCCUUACGAUAUGUUCCAAGACGUUGGACGACGUUGGUGGUGUGGGA